Messenger RNA from Macrosteles quadrilineatus (aster leafhopper), 2191 nucleotides. RefSeq names its product SAGA-associated factor 29 (gene Sgf29). Bases 457 to 1326 code for a protein of 289 amino acids. NCBI's taxonomy places the organism in Eukaryota, Metazoa, Arthropoda, Insecta, Hemiptera, Cicadellidae. The record is from RefSeq and is a predicted model, not a curated record. The transcript is spliced from 8 exons. Gene Ontology annotation, cellular component: SAGA complex.
UACAAAACAAUCACCGCUGAAUCCCACAAUUUGGAAUUUAAAGAUUUUUUAUUCUUAAUACUGUACCAUAUUUGUACAAAUUCUACAAAUUGUUAUUUUUGUGAUCUUUGAGAACUAAAAUCCGUCAAUUUAAACUGGUUAUGUGCUCUGAAGAAGUGGAAGUCAUUUGGACUUGGUGUAGCUCAUCUGGACAUUUUAAGAAGUGUGGAGUGUUUAUUUGCAAUAUCUUUAAAGGAAUUUACACAAUAUUGAGUGAGGUGUUCAAAUUAUCCUUAAUACUAGCAUUCUAAUGAUAAGAAGAUUAAAUGAGGAGUAACAGUCAUUUUGCUAUUAAUAUUGUACUUGUCUUUGUUGUCGCUGUUUCUUGGUAUUUCGUCCUCUCAGCGUCCAAAAGAGCUCACAUCAGAUACAGCAUAUAAGAGAUUCGUCAAGCACCAAUUCGUCUGGUCCACCAAAAUGUCUUACCCACCAGACCAAGCUGCUUUUCAAGUUCAGGAGAGACUUAAGUCCCUGCAUCACACUGUUUUUGACUUAGAAGAAGAAAGGAACAGAAGUGAUCAUACUCUGAACAAUAUCACUAAAACUCAUGAUAAAAUCACAAUGGAGGGCAAAUUGACACCCUAUCAUCAGAACAAAUUGAAAGGACUGUACACGACAGCAGUGUCUGAUGCUGAGCAGGAAGAGACUCUGAUACGCCAGGCUCUCACCUACAUCAAUGAGAUUCGCAAUAUUGUAAACGACCAGAGAAUACAGGCCCGAAGUGCAGGAAACAAGGAGACAUUUGGCCGAGGCGAUAUGAUGAACAUGUUGAUCACCUCAGCCCUGACGCUGCCGUUGUGGGUCGGUCGACCGGGUCAGAAAGUGCCUCCUCUGUGUGGCGCUGUACCUGCAGAGAGCUCCUACAUAGCAAAGACUGGUGACAUGGUAGCAGCUCUGGUUAAAUCAGAAGAAGAAAACUGGAUUUUGGCUGAAGUAGUGACAUUCAACUCAGCUACCAAUAAGUAUGAAGUUGAUGACAUUGAUGAAGAACAAAAGGACAGACACACAUUAAGUCGUAAAAGUGUCGUCCCUCUACCACUGAUGAGAGCAAACCCAGAGACUGAUCCUAAUGCUCUUUUCCCCAAAGGUUCCGUAGUGAUGGCGCUGUUCCCACAGACAACCUGCUUUUACAAGGCAGUCGUCAACCAGCUGCCGCAGACAUUCACAGACGAUUACGAGUUGUUGUUUGAGGACUCGACGUAUCCGGAUGGUUACGCGCCUCCUCUCAACGUGCCCCAGCGUUACGUCAUCGAGAUCAAGGACAAGAAGGACAAAAGUCAAUCCUGACAGCAGGAGUCGUUGUCUCAAUUGUUGGCCAUUUUCUAGGCUUAAUGAGAAACUUUCAACCGCGGUGAUUGUGAUUGGGGUGUGUGAAAUAACAUUGGUAUUAAGUGCACAAGGGACACGUACGUUUUGUAUACAGGGGUAGAGCUUAGGACUAUCACGAGUGUUUGUGUCGGUGUUUGCAGUUUUCAGGAUAGUCUGGUGAUAACAGAGCUCCAACUCAGGAACAAAAAUUUGUUUUCUUUCAAAACCAGAACCAGUAGUUCUUGUAUGAAGCGUUUUUGCAUAAUAUACUGACUGGUAUAAAUUUGAAACCACUACAAAAAAAACUGGCACCUAAAAUCAAAUUUUGUCAUGUCAUGUUCGGAAGCCUCAAUAAGUUAUUUGAAAAGUCUUGUAUUUACAUGUUGUGUACGUAGUAGUUAUGUGUAGUAUAAUGUUGUCUUUUCUCCCACCUCAUAGGAUCUCUGUUGUAAAAUAACUGUCUAGAAUCUAAAUUCAUCAUAUUUUUAACUCAUUUCCAAGUUGUGUAGGUAAAAUAAACUAAAAUUAGUUUCUACUUGUGGUGUAAAGAUUGCUGAUGUUUUAGUAUCAAUGUUACAAGUUACAAUGAAUGUUUUACGCAUUAGACUUUGAGAAUACAGAAUACAGAGUACUUUAUUCGUGAGCAUCAAGCACAGAAUGGUGUCAAUACAAUUGUCAAUACAAUUGAGAACUGAUUUUUGCGUGUGAAGUGGUUGUUGUAGAAUUAGUUAUGCUUCAAUGUAUUGCAAAGAUAACAAUAUUUUCAGUUUUUAAUAGUUUUGUACGUAGACCUAAACAUUAAAAUUUGUAUUUCAGUGUAUUUGGUUCAAAUAUUGUACUCCUU